This is a messenger RNA of Gossypium raimondii (Peruvian cotton), 1616 nucleotides long. Its product is annotated as wax ester synthase/diacylglycerol acyltransferase 4. The record is from RefSeq and is a predicted model, not a curated record. Lineage: Eukaryota; Viridiplantae; Streptophyta; Magnoliopsida; Malvales; Malvaceae. Gene Ontology annotation, cellular component: plasma membrane. Gene Ontology annotation, molecular function: long-chain-alcohol O-fatty-acyltransferase activity; diacylglycerol O-acyltransferase activity. Gene Ontology annotation, biological process: triglyceride biosynthetic process. The coding region runs from base 70 to 1488 and encodes 472 amino acids. The transcript is spliced from 5 exons.
UAUAAUCAAACAGAUAGAACCUCUACUCAAGUAAUAUUUGUUGUUGGAGGUGAAGAUAAAAAUAGAAACAUGGUGAAUGAGUUGAAUGUCGAAGAUGUUGAGUAUUCAGAGCCAGUCAGUCCAACUGCACAGUAUUUCAACAGCUCAGUGCUCUCCGUUUGCAUUCUUGCUGUUUUGGACACCGAAAUUCCUAUCGAUGAUUCCCCAGCCUUGGGUUUGCUUAAAGAUGUCUUCCUUCCCAUUAGUCCUCGCUUCUCCUCCCUUAUGGUUGAAGAUGAAAACGGGGUAAAGCAUUGGAAGAAGGUUAAAGUAAAGCUGGAAGAUCAUGUAAACAUCCCUAAUUUCCCCUCAGGAUUAUCACCACAAUCUUAUGACAACCAUCUAAGCAACUAUCUGUCCAAGAUAGCAAUGGAACAGCUCCCACAUAAUCGGCCACUAUGGAAUAUUCAUAUCAUCAAGUACCCUACUAGAAACGCAGCUGGUAAUUUAAUAUUCAAGCUUCAUCAUUCACUGGGUGACGGCUAUUCUCUCAUGGCUGCUCUUCUUUCUUGUCUACAAAGAGCUGACAAUCCUUCGGUUCCAUUGACAUUUCCUUCAAUUACUUCUGUCCCGAACCCAAAUCUUUCCGUCAGAGGUACCAGCAUAUUCAGGAACAUUCCUAAAGUGUUACGGUCAGCCUUCAACACUGUAUCAGAUUUUGGAUGGAGCUUGAUGAAAAGCAGCUAUGUUGAAGAUGAUAUUAGUUUGAUAAGAUCUGGGAAUCCUGGGGUAGAGUUCAAGCCAGUUGUAAUUUCAACAAUGACAUUUUCACUUGAUGACAUCAAACAAAUCAAGACCAAGCUUAGAGUGACAAUAAAUGAUGUGAUAACGGGAAUAAUUUUCCUUGGGACUCGAUUAUACAUGCAAGAAGGAAGAAAUAAGUUGAAUAAUGAACAUUCAACAGCACUAGUGCUGCUGAAUACUAGGGCCAUUCGAGAGUACAAGUCAGUGAAGGAGAUGCACAAACCCUGUGCUGAGAAAGUAUGGGGAAACCAGUUCGCCUUCUUGCAUGUUUCAAUGCCUGAAUUAAUCAGUUUGGAAUCUUUGAAUCCGAUUGAUUUUGUGUGGAAAGCUCAGAAACUUAUUCAGAGACAGCGAAACUCGGGUGCUAUUUUUCUUACAGCUCGCCUUCUUGAGUGGUUCAGGAAAUUUAAAGGCCCCGAGGCAACGGCGAAAUACAUCUACAGCACAAUAAAGAACUCCAGCAUGGCACUCUCCAACAUAAUUGGACCGGUGGAACAAAUGGCAUUGGCUAACCAUCCAAUUAAAAGCUUGUAUUUUAUGAUGGUCGGCGGGCCUGAGAGUCUAACCAUAACAAUGGUUAGCUACAUGGGAAAGCUGAGGGUUGCUUUUAAAACCGAGAAAGGUUUUAUUGAUCCCGAAAAGUUGAAGUCAUUUAUCCAGAAUGCUUUUGAGAUGAUCCUCAAGGCUGCACAAGAUAUUGCUUAAUUAAUUCAAUCUCAAAUUCCAUACACAAUUGUAUUCUACCCUUGCUUUGUUUUGGGUUAGGAAUAAUUGCUUUAUAUUGACGGAAGAAUCUUAAAUACAUGCAAUGCUAUAGCAAUGUUUUACUUCAA